GGUUUGAUUGUCACCUCGGGUCGCACAGUUAUUACUACCCUUCUCCUGUGAAUUGUCAAACAUAUGCUCUAACAUGGAUAACAAGAAGAAAGAUGAACCCCAAGAUCGGAAACCUGAUGAACUUGCUGAGUCGCUUGAUGACCUAUUCAGUAGCAUUUCCACCAUGAUCAAAUCAGAGCUUCAGGGGACUAAUAAUCACCUAGAACUGUUGGAGAAGAUGAAUGUGAGGGUAGCAGAAGAGUACAAAGGGUUUGGUGAUUUGGCUUCAGGGUUGAGAGUAUUUGUGGAGCAGUUGAAAUGCAAGAGUGGUAGCUUUAAUGAGUAUGUUGAGCAGAUUGAUAACAUUGAGAAGCAGGUGACUGAGUUUGAAGCUGUGAUCUCUAUGCUUGAAAGAUAUGUGGCUUUAUUGGAAUCGAGAGUGCAAUCUGAGUACCAAACCAAAAUCCAUCUUCCUAAUCAACAAUAAUGUACAAAUUUUACUUUUCAUGAUGAACAUUUGCCUUGUUUCCUACUUAGUGAAUGAAUUCCUAGAUUUACAAACUUUAUUGAUCUAUAUAUUUAUGAAGCAUUUAAUAAAAAGGAUGGAAACUGGAAAAUACACAUUAAAUCAC
This is a messenger RNA of Cajanus cajan (pigeon pea), 611 nucleotides long. The record is from RefSeq and is a predicted model, not a curated record. NCBI's taxonomy places the organism in Eukaryota, Viridiplantae, Streptophyta, Magnoliopsida, Fabales, Fabaceae.